Xenopus tropicalis (tropical clawed frog) is the source of this 3172-nucleotide messenger RNA. It is a transcript of the gene csnk1d, whose product is annotated as casein kinase 1 delta. Bases 314 to 1543 code for a protein of 409 amino acids. Lineage: Eukaryota; Metazoa; Chordata; Amphibia; Anura; Pipidae. Gene Ontology annotation, molecular function: protein kinase activity; tau-protein kinase activity; protein serine/threonine kinase activity. Gene Ontology annotation, cellular component: nucleus; cytoplasm. The transcript is spliced from 10 exons. The record is from RefSeq and is a predicted model, not a curated record.
AUUACGCUCCUCCUUCCCAGCGCCGCUAGUUUGUUGCUAGGUAGAGUGACGUCACGAGUUUCGGUGACAGCCUCUCUCAGGUUUGUUUGUUGGAAUCGGCCUAAGUACUCGGUAUAAUCCGCCUAAAUCCUACGUUUUAAGGCUUCCCGGGAGCGCGGAAGUGAAAGGAACACAGAGAGCGCUCUUUGAUCUAUCGUACCGGCACUAUUUUAUGCUCCCUAGUAGUGGAUGGAAAACGUAAAUUGAUGGUGAAAAGUGCCCCGGGCUUUAGAGACUGAUAGCUGGGGAAGGAGGAAAGGGCCUGCACGGCAGGAUGGAGUUGAGAGUCGGAAACAGGUAUCGGUUGGGUCGAAAGAUCGGCAGCGGCUCAUUCGGUGACAUAUAUUUGGGCACUGAUAUUGCAGCGGCAGAAGAAGUUGCUAUCAAACUAGAAUGUGUGAAAACCAAACAUCCUCAGCUUCAUAUUGAGAGCAAGAUCUAUAAAAUGAUGCAAGGAGGGGUGGGGAUUCCAACAAUAAAAUGGUGUGGCGCAGAAGGAGAUUACAACGUCAUGGUCAUGGAAUUACUAGGACCAAGUCUUGAAGACCUCUUUAAUUUCUGCUCCAGGAAAUUUAGUUUAAAAACUGUUCUUCUUCUUGCUGACCAGAUGAUCAGCCGAAUUGAAUACAUUCAUUCCAAAAACUUUAUCCAUCGGGAUGUGAAGCCUGACAACUUUCUGAUGGGGCUUGGAAAGAAAGGCAACCUAGUGUAUAUCAUUGAUUUUGGGCUGGCCAAAAAAUACAGAGAUGCUCGCACACACCAGCAUAUACCAUAUCGUGAAAACAAGAACUUAACUGGAACAGCUCGCUAUGCAUCUAUUAACACCCACCUUGGAAUAGAACAAUCACGGAGAGAUGAUUUAGAGUCUCUUGGAUAUGUUCUUAUGUACUUUAACCUUGGUUCCCUCCCAUGGCAAGGGUUAAAAGCUGCCACCAAAAGGCAAAAGUAUGAACGUAUCAGUGAAAAGAAGAUGUCCACACCAAUAGAAGUUCUCUGUAAAGGCUAUCCAUCUGAGUUUGCUACAUACCUGAAUUUCUGUCGGUCCUUACGUUUUGAUGAUAAGCCAGACUAUUCUUACUUACGACAACUCUUCAGAAAUCUCUUUCACAGACAGGGCUUCUCUUAUGACUACGUGUUUGACUGGAACAUGCUAAAAUUCGGUGCAAAUCGUGCAGCUGAAGAUGCUGAACGUGAAAGGAGAGAAAGAGAAGAGAGACUUCGGCACCCACGGAACCCUGCUGCAAGAGGCUUGCCCUCAACUGCUUCCGGCAGACUGCGAGGCACUCAGGAAGUAACGCCAUCCACUCCACUUACCCCAACUUCACACACUGCAAACACCUCUCCUCGACCCGUAUCUGGAAUGGAACGUGAGAGAAAAGUCAGUAUGAGAUUGCAUCGGGGUGCUCCAGUUAAUGUCUCUUCCUCUGAUUUAACUGGCAGGCAAGAAACCUCACGCAUGUCAACUUCUCAGAAUAGCCUUCCUUUCGAGCAUCCUGGUCAGUAAGAGCUCACCUCGAUCUUGGUUGAAGGCAGCUCUAGAUACCAAGUCGAGUGGCUUCCAGUGGUCUUCCAUCAACAGUACACCGAUGAACACAUUCCUCACACUGGGCGGAUAUUGCAUGGCUGAUCUUUCAUUGGCUUCACAAGCAAACAGUAUAAAAAAAUACUCAAAAAAAAAAAAGUUAAACUUUAAAGAGAAGGAAUCCCAAGUGGUGUUUUCCAUGCUUUGUAAGAUGACAAUGAUGUAUUGUAAAUGGAAUCGUAUUUACCAGCUGGCAACGUGAAGUUUUUGAAAAGGGUAGCGCUCAAGUGAACUCUAUAGUGGCAAAAGCAGGCGUAGACUGUCAUAAGCGCCAAAUCUAGAAUUGCCAUUUUAUUUUACCUUUCAAUAGCCCUUUUUAUUCUACUGUAUCUAUAUGGUUUUGGAAAUUUGUAUUAGUUUGCUAAAUAACCUCACAUGUAUAUAUACUACAUAUAUCUGUGCCAGUUUUGUCUUACUUUCACAAGGACAGUAUAGAAGGUGGUUGGAGAAUAGCAGUUCUGCUCCACUAGUAGUACAGGGGCAGGGCCUUUUUUUGUAAGACCAUUGACUUUGAUGAAAGUUUUUAAUAUUGUGAAUGGAAUAUGUAGAUUAUAUAAUUUAAUGCUCCACUGAAAAGUAACCAUCACCCACUCCAGAACCAAAAGGUGAACGCGUGAAAUGAAAUGUUUCUGUGGGUAGAAUACAUUAAAACAUUCCCAUACACUCAGGUGUAUUGGUGGAUCAGUAGUCAAUGAUUCCUCCUUCAUGUAAAGGGUAUGCAGCAGCAAUAGGCAGAAUUCUGGUUUUGCCACUUUUAUGGACAGUGUUUUGUUUUUUAAUUUGAUUCCAUAACCCAGACCCCAAAACUUGAACUGUUAAAAGCAGCACCCAUUGUACAGGAAAUCACUUUUAAAACUUGCACCUGGCUGCUUGUUGUAGCUUAUAACAGGGGAGGCCAAGUAAUAUGUGAACAUGGCAAUAAAAUCAUUUAAUGAACUGAGCUGCCUGUUUCCUGUACAGGAUUAAAUUACUUAGAACGUUUCCAUAUAGGGAUUGUGCAAUACGGGGGGGGGGGGGGGGGGUUUCAAAUGUUAAGUGUAGUUCACGACUGUCUUUUAAAAAUUAAAAUAAAAAAUGAUUUUCGCUAAAUGGUAUAAUCCUUUAAUAUUUUAAGGUACAGGAGCCAGGCCUGUUUACUAGAUGGAUAUUCACAAUAGAUGGCGCUUUGUGUUUUUACGGUCGUUCUUACUGAGUGUUUCCACAUUUUGAGGAUUGUCAUGAAAAGACUUGUAUGUGUAUGCUAGUUAACAUGUAAUAUUUCCGCAUGUCUCCUGUUCUUUGUACACUUUUGCGCGUGGUUUCUCUGUAAAUAUUGGUGGAUGUCAUGCUAACUAACAACCCUACUUUUCUAACCACUCUACACAAGUUCUGUAAGGACUAGAUUUGGAAGCAUACCGAACAAUUUAUCCCCCUAGUUUGGCCAUAACUGUAGGUUCUGCUGAGAUCUGAAUACAUUCGGAAUAAUGAUACUUUUUGCUCAGCUACCAGUUUGUAUAACUACUGUAUUUGUGUACUUUACAAGGUGUGUAAAUAAUAAAUUCAUAACUUCUA